GGUUGCCACCCGCUCUGCCCCAGAUCACGUUUGCCACCCACAGCCAACCACUCUUGUCGAAGUCCGCGGGCAAGAGGCGAUUGGGGGCGAGCGAGCUCGGCACCCCAGGCCCCGUCCGGUCCCCGCCGGCCCGAGGCGGAAUAUCCUGCUCUCCGGGCCACCUCCCCAUCGUGGAAUCGGAGCAGCGGCCUCGUAGGAAGGCAGAAGCGAAAUGUAGCGAGCCGGGUGUCGCGGUUGAACGCUCGCCUUGGCUGGGAGUGUAGCGGGGCACACGCUGGGGCUCGGAAGAGGACGGCUAAGGGGGAGGAGUGAUGAGAAGAGGGGGUACCCUGCACCCCCCGAUACCGCGGGCUCCUGCUGCCACUCUCCAGGCGCCCUUCAUCCCCAGCGAGGCGCAGGUGUUCCGCACAAAUUCUUGUGACUUUAAGGACCAGGCAACUGAGAAAGUACAAGAUCUUCUCAAGAAGGGAGGAGACCUCUGGGAGAGCGGGGAAGGACAGCAGACCCCGGGACCAGCUGAGCCCAGGGUGCUGCGGGAAGCUGAAGGCACCCAGCAGGCGUGGGAAGAAGCCCCAGCCUCAGACUGAGGCUGUGUUCUGAACAGUUCUGAACGCAUUCAGCUUUUCACAAGCGAGGGCUGCAGCACCAGGCACCGCAGACUCAAGGUUGAGCCCUUCCCUUCUGCUCCGAGGAGGAGGAGCCGGCCACUGAGAACCAAAGAUUCCCCCAGCACAGUGCAGAGCUGGGGGCAUGCACCCGCACCCCCAGUGGCAGCCGCUGCAUCUGGUGUGAGGAGUCUGUUUCCUUCCAGCUCCGGGCCGCCACGCUUGAUGGGGCUGCCUUUUGGUAGAUCAGUUUUUACAGUGCCAGGUAGGAGUGGAGAGCCGUGGGAAGAGGUCCCGCGGCACUCAAGCCUGGGUUCAACCCAAGACUAAGUUCUUCCCCGAGUUAGAGUCAGAGAGAGAAAGGAAAAUAAAUAAAUUCUCCCUUCCUCUCCUCCCUGCCUGUCAUGUCCUCUAAGCCAGAGCCAAAGGACAUCCACCAGCCGAACGGUACUGGCCCUACUCCCUCUCCAUGCUCUUCGGAUGGCCCUGGGCGAGAGCCCUUGGCUGGGACCUCAGAGUUCCUGGGGCCUGAUGGGGCUGGGGUGGAGGUGGUGGUGAUUGAGUCUCGAGCUAACGCCAAGGGAGUCCGGGAGGAGGACGCGCUGCUGGAGAACGGGAGCCAGAGCAAUGAAAGUGACGACGUCAGCACAGACCGCGGCCCCGCGCCACCCUCCCCGCUCAAGGAGACCUCCUUUUCCAUUGGACUGCAAGUGCUGUUCCCCUUCCUCCUGGCAGGCUUUGGGACCGUGGCAGCUGGCAUGGUGCUGGACAUUGUGCAGCACUGGGAGGUCUUCCAGAAGGUGACAGAGGUCUUCAUCCUGGUGCCUGCACUGCUGGGACUCAAAGGGAACUUGGAAAUGACCCUGGCGUCGAGGCUGUCCACUGCAGCCAACAUUGGACAAAUGGACACACCUAAGGAGCUCUGGCGGAUGAUCACGGGGAAUAUGGCCCUCAUCCAGGUGCAGGCCACGGUGGUGGGCUUCCUGGCGUCCAUUGCAGCCGUUGUCUUUGGCUGGAUCCCUGAUGGCCACUUUAGUAUCCCGCAUGCCUUCCUGCUGUGCGCCAGCAGUGUGGCCACGGCCUUCAUUGCCUCCUUGGUGCUGGGUAUGAUCAUGAUUGGAGUCAUCAUUGGGUCUCGAAAAAUUGGGAUCAACCCAGACAACGUGGCCACGCCCAUCGCCGCUAGCCUGGGCGACCUCAUCACCCUGGCACUCCUCUCAGGCAUCAGCUGGGGACUCUACCUGGAACUGAAGCACUGGCGAUACAUCUACCCCCUGGUAUGUGCCUUCUUUGUGGCCCUGCUGCCUGUCUGGGUGGUGCUGGCCCGAAGGAGCCCAGCCACAAGGGAGGUGUUGUAUUCAGGCUGGGAGCCGGUCAUCAUUGCCAUGGCCAUCAGCAGUGUGGGCGGCCUCAUCUUGGACAAGACUGUCUCGGACCCCAACUUUGCAGGAAUGGCUGUCUUCACACCUGUGAUUAAUGGUGUUGGGGGCAAUCUGGUGGCUGUGCAGGCCAGCCGCAUCUCCACCUUCCUCCACAUGAACGGCAUGCCCGGGGAGAACUCUGAGCCAACUCCUCGCCGCUGCCCCAGUCCGUGCACCACCUUCUUCAGCCCUGACGUGAAUUCGCGCUCAGCCCGGGUCCUCUUCCUCCUUGUGGUCCCCGGACACCUGGUGUUCCUCUACACCAUCAGUUGUAUGCAGGGCGGGCACACCACCCUCACCUUCAUCUUCAUCAUCUUCUACAUGACAGCUGCACUGCUCCAGGUGCUGAUUCUCCUGUACAUCGCUGACUGGAUGGUGCACUGGAUGUGGGGUCGGGGCCUGGACCCAGACAACUUCUCCAUCCCAUACUUGACUGCUUUGGGGGACCUGCUUGGCACUGGGCUCCUAGCACUCAGCUUCCAUGUCCUCUGGCUCAUUGGGGACAGAGACACAGAUGUUGGGGACUAGCUUAGCCACUCAGCCUUUUCCCCACCCCUCUGCACUUUCUAUUUGGAUUUUUUUUUUCCUUUUGUUUCCCUACCCCACCCUACACUACACUCCCACAUCUUUCUGGGAUUUCACUUUGAUACCAAAUUCUCAUUAUUUUCAAUGGGAAUUUUUAUACAUUGAGCCAAGUUUGGAUAGCAAGAAUUCAGGAAAGACAGAUGGACUGAAGUAAGCAGUAAAAGUAGACUUUUGAGACAAUCACCAAGUGCAAUUCCAUGGUGGGUGCCUCCAGGUGAGGUAGAUUGGGACCUUGGCAUUCUGUCUGGCAUCUGGGGACCUUUGGAUUAGCUUUAGCAACCUGAGCCUUGGCCCUAACGAGAAACUCUUUGUAAGUGGGCUCUGGGUUGUUUUCAGUUUGGUUGAACAGAGGGAUAAUUAACACUCCCACACGUACAUGUACUUUUAUAGCCGUGGACCAACUUCAAAGCGCUGGGCAGGAGAAAGUUGCUUCAGCUCCCACUCGUCACCGCCAUGCUGUUCUAGGCCAGCCUGCACGCAGAGUCAGGCGAACUGACUGUUCCGUCUACGCACGCGCCUUGCCCAACUGCCUGAUUGCUUUCCAGCCGGAUGGGCGGUGGCCGGGCUCUGCAUGGGUCAGUGUCGUCCAUAGGUUUCCAAAGGUCCACGUGCCCCCUGAGUCUAGAGACCCUAAUGACUCUUCGAGCCUCCAUCCUAGUUGUCUCCAAGCACUCCCUGUCCCCACAGCUUGCCAGAUGGGCUUCUAAGAUUGGGGGGCAGGACAAGGAAACGUGGCUAACGAGGUUGAUGCAACCCGGAGGUGUUUCACUGCUCUCCCUCACGAGGACGUAACCGCGUGGUCUGUCACUUCCUAAAAUCACCCAUUUGAUCAUACCAGAGGUCAGUUGGCCUUUCUCUUGGCUCCCGCCCACUGGCAUUCGUCAUCCAGUCAUUCAUUCAGCAAAUCUCAGCCUCCCCUAGAUGAGCCUUUCCGCAGCAUGGCCUGCAAUAAUUCUCCAUUGAGCAAUAGUUACGGGGUGCCUACUGUGUUGGGUACAGUGCCAAGCAUUGACUAGCCAGUGCUAAGGGUAUCACAGCCCUAACCUCACCUCAUUCCCUAGGUUACAGAGGCCAUGUGCCCCUUUCAAUCUGGCAGCAAAUGUUCCCUCGCUGUAGGUAUCUGUGCCUACUUCAAGGCAAGCUCUGCCUCAUUCCCUCUAGACCUGAACUCUGGUGAUUGCCAGCCCCGUUGCUUGGGCAGUUUCAUGUCCUAAAACACCCUCCCUCCCUUUCUCCCUCCUCUUCUCUUCUCUGCACAUCUCACUACACACUCAGAAGAGGGUUUAGAGCAAGCUGAAUAUCAAUUGGCUGCCUCGGCAUCUGCCUAUACACCAUUGGAAGGAAACUGGAGUCCCUUCCCCACACAUUGCCCCAAACGGCUCAACAGCUGGCCUGCAGGCUUCCUUCUAGUCUGUUUGCCAGGAGCCCAUAAACUCUUUCCCUGUGUAGCCUGAAGUACUGGUCUGCAAGGAGAGGAUUAAACUGUGCCUGGACCUACAGAGACUUCUCACCUUCAUCCCUUCCCACAUCACCUGACAUCAUAGAACCUUCCAAUUGGAAGGAGUCACAGAGGUUAUCUAGCUGGAGUUGUGUCGAGCAGAUUAAUACCAAUCUGGGCUUGUUUCUGGUCUACCCUCUGGCCUCACUCCACCCCUCAACACAGACUUGUACAGGCACCACACCCCGAGACUGUGACCCCGGGUUCCCCAGCCACUUCCCCUGUCCUGGUUUAUGGUGUUGGAUCAGGUUGUCUGGAGACUGAAGCGUCCCUCUUCCUUUGCCUAGAAAACAGAAGGGUAGGCACGCCCAGGCUCAGCGUGUGUGAGCAGAGGAGGCCUGGGUGAGUGAGAGGGAAGACGACGUCAGUGGGAGACUCCUCUCUUCUCCCCCGGUUGCACCUAUUGCAUGUACUUUUGGCCUGACUGGAAGAAACAAAAUUGGUUUACUUUCAUAUUCUUCACAAGUUACAGAACUGUGUCUUAAGAGAAUUAUUUAUAGUUGCUAUAACUGAAUUGACAAAUGUCGACUUAACUGAUAAAUUAUAUUUGGUAAAAUAAAGUGAAAGUUUAUUUCGA
Molecule: messenger RNA, 4686 nt
Organism: Peromyscus eremicus (cactus mouse)
Lineage: Eukaryota; Metazoa; Chordata; Mammalia; Rodentia; Cricetidae
Gene: Slc41a1
Product: solute carrier family 41 member 1
Exons: 11
Coding region: 1010-2554 (514 amino acids)
Biological process (GO): monoatomic cation transport
Cellular component (GO): plasma membrane
Molecular function (GO): monoatomic cation transmembrane transporter activity
Source: RefSeq, a predicted model, not a curated record